AUGGAACGGGUCAAGCUGGAGCUGAACCUCGACAAUCAGCUCUACGCCCCCGGGGAUCAUGUUACGGGUACCGUGCGCCUGCAUGCCCCCUACGAUGUGCCCGCCGAUCGGCUGACAGCCCAUUUUUCUGGGAAGGCUACGGUGUGGUUUCAGGAAUACGAGAAAACCCAAACCUACACGGCCUCCAAGGAGAUGGCCGACGAAGAGCUGGUCCUAUGGCGAUUCGUUCCGGCUGGUCAACUUUUAGAAAACUCCGCAGAAGAGAACUCUGCGGUGAUUCCGACACCUUGCGUGUACCGCUUCCGGUUUCUGGUGCCGCACUCGGCUGCGACAUCUUUUAGCUAUCCCAGCUCUCCGGGACAUGUUCGGUACUUUGUAAAGGCCUCCCUCAGCCUCUUCGGCGACGUCCUCUACACCGCAGAACAACAGGUUUCGAUCGUGGCCCCGAAUCGUGUGCUGCGAAGCGUCGCGUCGCGCCCAAAAAAUCAUCAGAAGACGUUCAGCUUUAACAAGGGCCGAUCCGUAGAGGUGGAAUGCCGACUGGAGAAGGCGUAUUUCACAUCAGUUGAAAAAGUUCCGAUGGAAAUUCGGAUUCAGAAUCGCUGGAAACAAUCCCUAAAAUACGUCCAUAUCAACGUCGUCCGGCGGCUAGACUGCCAGGGAGCCCACGAGAAGUACGAGGAGGUCACGCUGAAGAAGGUCUACAACCACGAUUGUACAGGAGUCGGUCUCCCCGCCCAUCUCACCAAGAUCCCGGUGAACGACUCCGUGACGUUCCGCCCCGACCUGAACUUGCCGGCGUUGACGCCAAAUUUUGCGGUAGACGACAUCAUGCGCCUGGAAUAUUUCAUCAAAAUCGCCAUCGGACGGGCCCACAAUUUUGUCAUUGCCGAGAUGAUGAUCCCGAUCCAAAUCGUCUCCGAGGUGGUCGACAAGGACUUGAACGCCAACGAGGACAGCGUCAGCGACAAGGAAAAUGUCGAUUUGGAUGCCCCUCUCAUCGAUUUCUCCACACCCACCAACCACUACAACCCAUUCCUAUCGCCGCUGGCUACCGUCGAUUUGUUGGCG
This is a messenger RNA of Mesorhabditis spiculigera, 1071 nucleotides long. The record is from the annotation of a GenBank genome assembly. NCBI's taxonomy places the organism in Eukaryota, Metazoa, Nematoda, Chromadorea, Rhabditida, Rhabditidae.